UGCCGCGUCCAUGGGGUUUGUUUGAGAGCAGUCCACAGAGAUGGAGAGAUGCAUUCCACUUGGUGUUUACCCAAACCUUAAACAUUUGGAACUACUGCUUCCUCCACCUAAGAAUACUAAUUGGAAACUAAUUUCAACUUCAACAAUGGAAUAUUGAAUAAUUAUUGAUCAAGCAGCCUACUGUUUUCUCAUCAGGGAUUUCUUUAAGGUUGCUAUGGGAAUCUUAUGAUAAUCUGAGAGGAAGUAAGUCCUGAUAAUAUUGCAGUUAUUCAUCAUGUGCCUGGAGUGAAGAGGAAGGGAAACACUUCAUAUCUAAGUGCCAAGGCUCUGCUGUGUCAUGGCUACAGACUCUGGUGAAUCAGCCAGCACAGAAGAAUCAGAGAAACCUGAUGGAGUUUCUUUGGAAUGUGUGAAUCCUUCUGUUGAUGUUAUUUUGACCAUGGAGGCCAGGACCAAAGAGGGGCUUAGCACCCCUGCCUCUGGGGCAAUUGUAGAAAGAAAAAGAUUUUUCCGAAAAAGUGUGGAGAUAAUAGAGGAUGAAAAGGACUUGGAACUUACUCCACGGAAUGAGCAAGAACAAUUUAUCUUGGGUGAUCAGAGGAUGAUCCAUCUUUCUGCCAGUAUACUUGUGGCUGAGCAAGAAGCCAGAAAUGAGCAAAAUUCAAAGGUAAUUAUGGAAGCCGCGAAGGAAAGGACGAAGAAGGAGAUAGAAGAGGAGGCAGAGAUGAAGGCUGUGGCUACAUCACCUGGUGGAAGAUUUCUGAAAUUUGACAUUGAGUUGGGAAGAGGAGCUUUCAAAACUGUCUUCAAGGGUCUGGACACAGAAACCUGGGUAGAAGUUGCUUGGUGUGAACUGCAGGACAGGAAGCUGACCAAAGCAGAACAGCAAAGGUUUAAAGAAGAAGCUGAAAUGCUGAAGGGGCUACAACACCCCAACAUUGUCCGAUUUUAUGAUUCUUGGGAAUCAACUGUUAAAGGAAAGAAGUGUAUUGUAUUGGUAACUGAACUGAUGACAUCUGGAACACUGAAAACAUAUUUAAAGCGUUUCAAACUCAUGAAGCCAAAGGUGUUGAGGAGCUGGUGCCGACAGAUUUUAAAAGGGCUACAUUUUCUGCACACAAGGACUCCUCCUAUCAUCCAUCGUGAUUUGAAAUGUGACAACAUCUUCAUCACAGGACCUACUGGUUCAGUGAAGAUAGGGGACUUGGGACUUGCCACCUUAAUGCGCACUUCAUUUGCGAAGAGUGUUAUUGGAACUCCUGAAUUCAUGGCUCCUGAGAUGUAUGAAGAACAUUAUGAUGAGUCGGUGGAUGUCUAUGCUUUUGGAAUGUGCAUGUUAGAGAUGGCAACUUCUGAAUACCCAUAUUCUGAAUGUCAGAAUGCAGCUCAGAUCUACAGAAAAGUAACCAGUGGCAUUAAACCUGCUAGUUUUAAUAAGGUGACAGACCCAGAAGUAAAAGAGAUCAUUGAAUGUUGCAUUCAGCAGAACAAAUCUGAAAGGCUCUCCAUCAAAGAUCUCUUGAACCAUGCUUUCUUUGCGGAAGACACGGGACUCAGGGUGGAACUGGCAGAGGAGGAGGAGGAUGGGCUGCAUUCCUCUUUGGCUUUGAGGCUUUGGGUAGAAGAUCCCAAGAAGCUGAAAGGAAAGCACAAAGACAAUGAGGCAAUAGAGUUCAGUUUCAAUAUGGAAACAGAUAUCCCAGAGGAAGUGGCUUGCGAAAUGGUGAAGUCGGGAUUCUUCCAUGAAAGCGAUUCCAAAGCUGUGGCUAAAUCCAUCCGUGAUCGUGUCACCCUAAUCAAGAAGACUCGGGAGCAAAGGCAGGUGGGCAGCCUGGAGGAAAGGAGGGACUCGCAAAGUCAGCUUCCAAGUGGAUUGCCCUUACUUCAGCCGCAAGGCUCCUCAUUCACCCCACCUUCUCAGCAAAGCAAGACCGAGUGUGAGGAAACAGAGGUUGAUCAACAUGCCAGACAACAACACGUCCUUCAACAAAUGCAGCACAGUUUUUCCCUCACUGCUGACAACUUGUCUGAAACAGGAGCAGGAACAGUUAUACUGUCAGAUGCCUCUAGCCAACAUAAUCUGGCAUUUUCCACGGAACACAUGAUGGGUACUCAACAAGUCCCCAACCUCUCACAAACUGAAAAUAGCAGUGUUCAAGGGCACAUAUAUACUUCUCAACAGCUGAUGGGGCAUUAUCAGUCCAAUGCAGGGGUCCAGCCGGCAUUGCCAACAAAUAUGGCUCACCCUGGUGCUUUACCAUUAAUGCAGACUCAGACUUCUGGUCUACCUACUCACAAUUUGGCACCUCCUGCAACUCUCCAAGCCCAAACUUCUCCUCUUGCAGCUCAACAAUUCCCAGCAAGAAUGCCUCCAGAUUCACAGGUAUCCUACAGUGCAGAAAGUCAAGCUUUGGAUGGAUCCAUCAUGGGAGUUCCUCAGCAGAUAUUGACAAUAACUUCUCCUCAGAAUAUACCUGCCUCACAGGUGGGGAAUCAACACAUGCCAACAAGCAUACAGUUAACUUCUGCUGCUAGACUUGGUAGUCAGGCUACAGCUGCUGUGGGUUCGGUGGAAUUAGAGACUGCUCCUGCCAAUUUGGUAUCUGCCAGUCAGUCCCCUGUGCUACAUGGGCAGCCUUCAGUUCAAUUUGUCAACAACAUGCAAGUUCUUCAGUCAGUUCCACAAGGAGUUAGACUUAUUCAACAACCCAAGCAAGUUUCACAGCAGGUGCCAUCAACACAGCAAGUUCCUCAGCAGGUGGCAUCUAUGCAGCCAAGCCAGCAAAUGGUUCCACAGGUGACAUCAUCUUCACAGCAGGUUUCUCAGCAAAUUGCAGCUAUGCAGCAGAUUCCCCAGAAACUAAUGGCUAUGCAGCAGCCUCAGCAGGUAGCAUCUAUGCAGCCACCUCAACAAGGGGUGUCCUUGCAACAACCGCAGCAAAUUCACCAGCAAGGGAUGCCUAUACAGCAGUCUCAGCAAGUUCCUCAACAAGCGCCAUCUAUACAGCAAAGCCAAACUGUUCCACAUGUGGCUUCUACUCAGCAGAUUUUGGAGCAGCCUCAGAAAAUUUCCCAACAGGCAGCAUCCAUACACCAGCCUCCGCAAGUUCCUCAGCAAAUUCUCCAACAAGUGGCAUCAGCGCAGCAGCCCCAGCAGAAUCCUCAACAAGUAACAUCCACACAGCAGCCCCAUCUUAUUCCUCAGCAGGUUCCACAACAAGUGACAUCCAUACCGCAGUCACACCACAUCCCUCAGCAAGUUCAACAUCAGGUGACACCUUUACAGCAAUCACAACAAAGUCCUCAACAGACAGCAGCCAUGCCACAACCUCAACAGGUUCCACAGCAGGUGACGCCCAUGCAGCAGCAGCACAUUAUACAGCAGGUGACAGCCAUACAGCCAACACAACAAGGUCCUCCACAGGCAGCAUCUAUGCAGCAGCCACAGCAUAUUCAGCAAGUUCCACAGCAGAUGACACCCAUACAGCAACAACAACAACAAUGUCCUCAACAAGAGGCAUCUCUACAGCAGCCACAGCAUAUUUUUCAGCAAGUUCCACAGCAGAUGACACCCAUACAGCAACAACAACAAUGUCCUCAACAAGAGGCAUCUCUACAGCAGCCACAGCAUAUUUUUCAGCACGUUUCGCAACAGGUGACACCCAUACAACAGUCACAACAAGGUCCUCAGCAAGCAGCAUCCAUACAGCAACUGCAGCAUAUUCCUCAGCAGGUGACACCCAUACAGCAGCCACAACAAAGUGCUCAACAGGUUCCACAGCAGGUGAUACCCAUACAGCAACCACAACAAAGAUCUCAACAGGCCGUAUCCAUACAGCAGCCACAGCACAUUCCUCAGCAGGCUCCACAGCAGGUGGCACCCAUACAGCAACCACAAGUAUCUCAACAGGCAGCAUCCACACAGCAACUACAGCAUAUUCCUCAGCAGGUCCCUCAGCAGGUGACAUCCAUACAGCAACCACAACAUAUUCCCCAACAGGUGACGUCCAUACAGCACCCACAACAUAUUCCUCAGCAGGUCCCACAGCAGGUGACACCCGUACAGCAGCCACAACAAGGAUCUCAACAAGCAGCAUCCAUGCAACAUGUUCCCCACCAGGUGACACCCAUACAACAGCAACAGCUUAUUCCACAACAGGUGACACCUAUGCAGCAGCCACAGCAAAGCCCUCAACAGGUGGCCUCCAUACAACAGCCACAACAUAUUCUUCAUAUUCCGCAGCAGAUGACAUCCACACAGCAGCCACAGCAGGUUCCUCAACAGGCAACAACCAUGCAGCAUUCACAGCAAAUGGCAACUGUUCAGGCACAACAAGUGGCAUCUAUACAGCAGCCACAGCAAGUUCCACAGCAGAUGAUAUCUAUACAGCAGCCACAGCAAGGACACCCACAAGUUCCACAACAGGGGGCAUCCAUGACUCAACCCCAGCAUGCUCCUCAGCAAGUUCUCCAGCAGGGGAUGUCAAUGCAAAUGGCACCAGGACUGCAAUCUCAGCAAGUUCCCAAUCAGCAGAUUGGAUCCCUGCAGAUUCCACAGCAGGUAGCCUCCAUGCAGCAAGUUACACAGCAUGGGACCUCCUCCCAGCAACCUCAGCUGGUCCCCCAACAGGUGGCAUGUGGGCAGCCAACUUCACAAUCUCAACAUACUGUACCCGUUCAUCAGGUCUCCGCUGUACCACAACAAAUGACACUGAUGCAGCAGGUCUCACAGUGCCCAGAAAUAUCCCUAGAUACUUUGGGGCCUCAACAAGAGCAGCAAAUGACUCAGAUGCACCAUUCUACAAAUCAGCAUCCUUGUGUAAUGCAACAUACGUUAUUUCAUGUGCCUCCACAACAGCAGAAAGAAGAACAGUUUGUUCUCUCUUCUAAUUCCAAAGAUCAGUUGCCGGCUGUCUCUCAGCAAGACAUGGAAAAGCAUCAGCAAUCUGAAUUCUCAGGUUCAACUUCAGAAAAGGUGGCUUAUCCCACCCAGACCCAAUAUCAGCUGCAAAGCCAGGAACAAAUGAUAUAUGCAGCACAAUCUCCACACAACCCAUCCGUUUCAGAGCAGCUGCAACACCAGCUAGAGCCAACUAACCAGCUGCAGGGUCCAGAGCAAGCUGCAUGUCAGAUGCAUGUCACUUUUGCAGCACAGGGGUCAAAUCAGGCGCCUUGCACAGAGCCAUUGGUUUAUGCAGCUUCUGGAGUAUAUUCAGGACAUUCUUUGGACCAGUCAGCAUAUGUUUAUCAAGGGCAGGCAGCAUAUAUAACUCAACCAACAUAUAUGGCUCAACCUCCAGAGAUUCAGCAAGCUCAUUUAACAGUACGGAAUACUGAUCAGCCAGGUUUUGCCGUGCAUUCACCUGAUCAGUCAUUGCACCUGUCGAAUGAUGGAGAUGCUGGCAACAUGGAAUUGCAGAUCUGUUCAACACAAUCCACAAAAACCCAUCCUUACCCUUCUGAGCCACAUCUGCCUGAACCAUCAAUAUAUCUUAUCCAGCAAGAUUCUAGCUUGGGCCACCAGCAGCUGCACCCACCACAUGUGGCACAUAAAAUUCCAGAAGGACAACAGUCAGGGCCACAGGCACCUUUUGCUUCAACUCAGCCAUCUUUCACGCCACAAAUGAAACCACAACCUCCUUAUCAGGAGUUUAGCCAGCAACCUAUUACUCAGCCACACAAAGCCACAAUCCCUCAAUCUGCCCUUGUAUCAGAACAGCCAGAACAAGCUUAUACCAUGCAACAAUCUUUGGAUGCGCCAGGACUGUUGAAUCAUGCUCCUCUCCUCCAACAGUCUCAUGCAUUUCAACCAAUUGACAAUAACCAACAGUUUAUUUCUCCACCAGCACAAUCAACAUACAUUCAACAGCAGACAGUAUGUCCGAACUCAGUUUUAUCUGCAGAAUUGAUUGUCCAGGAGCAGAUGCCUAUGGCAGCUACUUUGAACCAGCAAACAGCAUUUACUGCUGUGAAUGAACCAAACCAAGAGUAUCAUCAAGGACAGGACAUUCCACAGGUUUCCAUCUCAGUAUCAGAUGAACCUGAGCAUCAGCCAGCAGUUCAAAAACAAGAGUCUAUUCAAGGCUUGGUACAGGACCUUCCAAAGGAAGGUGUGACUGGCUGUGACCUUCCAUGUGGAAAUGGCAAACAAGACAAGAGCAAACAGAGAAGGACCUCCUGUGCCCGACCAGAGAAGGGAACCAAAUUUCAACUCACAGUGCUGCAGGUAUCAACAUCUGGAGACAAUACUGUUGAGUGCCAACUUGAAACGCAUAACAACAAGAUGGUUACAUUUAAAUUUGAUGUUGAUGGAGAUGCUCCAGAGGACAUAGCUGAUUACAUGGUUGAAGAUAAUUUUGUAUUGGAAAAUGAGAAGGAUAAAUUUGUUGAUGAAUUGCGAGCUAUUGUUUGCCAGGCUCAAGACAUCAUUUCUAGUCUUCCUAUUGAAGAACGAGCCACUGGCAUGGAAUCUGCUCCUUCUGAUCCAAAUAACUGCCAAACAGGAUCUUCUGAACAAGUUCAGAUAAAUCCAGCAUCUACUCAAAGUGGCAGUGAUGCUGCUCCCCAGUCAUCCCCUGUUGGCCGCUGGAGGUUUUGCAUCAACCAAACAAUAAAGAACAGAGACACCCAGGCAUCUUAUAUCCCAGUACAGUCAAUGAAAACUAUUCAAGGAUGUCAGACAACAGAUUGCAUAAAGGAAAGUACAAAAGAAGAGACACCCAAAGAUUGUUCACAACCUGUGGACAAUCUUAGUAGCCAACAUAAGCCUAGCCCUUCUUUCAGUUCAGAGGAUUUGACAAGUGACAGUGUGAUGUCUGAACCCCAAAUUUUGGAACCUGAACAUUUAACCCUUUCUCAUGAAGCAGAAAGCAGCACGGAUAAAUUACUAUCUGCCUCUACAGGUGACAAUACUAGUGCUACUACUUACGAUUCAGAGGCUUGGCUGGACUCUUUGCCAGCAGAAACUCAGUCUAAUGGAGCUCCCCUAUCUUCAUAUGUACCUCAUCCGGCAUCUGUUGUGAAUGAGUUGAAUUUGUCCACAGAAGCCUUUGAUUCCACACUAAUGUCUUGUCAGACUUUGAUCACUGAGGAAGCAGAACAUGUAAUAAAUGCAGAGCAAGCAGCUGCUUUGGCGCAGACUCCGAGUCAGGAAGGAAUUUCCUCCACAUCCAUUCUGGAAUCAGACAGUGAGGGCCCCCCUAAGAUGGAUUUUGUUGACAACAACAUCAAAACUCUGGAUGAAAAGCUGCGGACACUUCUGUAUCAGGAGCACAGCUUGUCAGGCACUUCUCCUGAGAGCCAAAAAGACACACAGAGUGCAGCGGAGUCUCCAUUUUCCUCAUCUGCUGAAGAUACUUUUCCCUGCCCGGGACAUUCUGAAACACAAGACACUAAUUCCCCCCAAGAGACCGAUCCCCAAGCUGCUCUCAUUCUAUCCGCAAGUCAUCCUGAUAGCUUGCCAGUGGUGAGACAAGAGGCCAUGGUUAUUACCUCUGCUCCCAGGGAUCUCUGCAGUCAUGAGAUGUCCUUGGAGGCUUCAUUUCCUGAGAAUCCUGUGGCUUGUCCUGCUUCAGAAUCAAGUGGUGGAGCUGUGCACCUGCAUGCAGGAGCAGAGGAGAUGACUGCUGAUGUUGCUUCUGACUGGAUUUCUCUUUCUGAGCAAGCAACCAGAGAGAAUAAAGCAUUGGGUCAUUCUAAAUCUGGAGCUGGAUCAUUCCAGCGAGGCAGAUUUCAGGUCAUCACAGUUCCACAACAGUUGUCCUCAGGUGUUUCAGAAAGUGAACUCUCUGAGAUGUCUCCUUCCUUGGAGCUUGGAACAGAAGAAGGCUGUCCCAGAGGAAGAGAAAUGGCUACCCUCCCCAGUGCCAUGGGUGAAACAGAUGCAUGUUGCACCACCUUUGAACAGCAGGAAGUGGAAGAGACCUCUGCUACUGCAAGCCGUGUGCAGUCCUGCUCAGAGCCAUGGUCUAAAGGGGAUGUGAUCCAGAAGCAACAUAGCUCUGACAGUGAACUUUCUGCACCCAUGGGUGGAGGCAGCCUAGAAGGCUGGGAGUCAAACCAGCAGUCUCAAGAGGAAAGGGGCGGCACCCACCCAAAGAGGCGUAGUUCUCUUUUUUACUCGGCAUCUUCUCCAAUGAGUAGUGAUGAUGAAUCUGAAAUUGAAGAUGAGGACCUGAAAUUGGAGCUACAGCGUUUGCGGGAAAAGCACAUCCAGGAAGUCGUCAGCCUGCAAGCUCAACAGAACAGGGAGUUGCAGGAGCUAUAUGAACGUCUUCGCUCCAUCAAAGAUAGCAGGUCAGAAUCCUCUGACCUCUCCCUGCAACUGUCAUCCCCACGGCGGCCUAAAUCUUUCAAAAGCAAGCUGCGCAGCCGGCCACAAUCUCACUCUCAUGUCGACAAUGGCAUUGUUGCUGCUGAAUGCUGUUGUGCAACCACUGCUGCCUCUGUGAUUGACUAUCAGUUGAGCAUUCAAGCCCAUUUGCUGCAUCAAAGCUGUUCACAAGCAGAAACUAACCAAGAACAACUCUGCAUCGUGAGUAGCACUGCCUCUUGUCAGCAGACAACCAGUAAAAAAGGAAUGUUCACGGAUGAUUUGCAUAAACUGGUGGAUGACUGGACUAAAGAAAAGGUGGGAAAUUCCCUCAUCAAGCCAAGUCUCAAUCAAAUCAAACAGAACAAGCACCGGCUGGAUACUGACAGCUGGAGCAAAGUAUAUGAGACAACAACAUCUACUGUGGGCUACACCUCCACAUGGAUUUCCUCACUUUCCCAGAUCCGCGGGACUGUACCAGCUGCUUUACCCCAAGGACUUCCCCUGUCACCCUUUUCUGGCACACUAUCGCCAUAUGGAAUACCACAUUUGUGCCAGUAUAACACCAUCGCAGGAACAACUUACCCAGUGCAAUGGAUGGGCAUUUCUGGGACAACUCAACAAUCUGUCGUGGUCCCUGCCCAGACAGUGGGACCCUUUCAACCAGGGAUCAGCAUGCCAGCAUUUCCAGCAUCGCCCGUGCAAAACCCAGCUCCCAUUCCCCCAAGUCCCAAAUGAAGAUGGAUAGCAAAAAAAAAGCUAGAUAUGGGGACUGUGCCUAUCUCUCAUGACUCCAUUCCUCUGCCUUGCAUUCUGCUGCCUGGAUUUGGGGGUGAAUUCCCCAGUGCAGUGAUGUGGGAAUGGUAGGAGAUUGUCUUUGCAUUCUCCUCUUUGAAUACUUGAUUUCAUUUUCUUUAGGGAAUUUUUUUAAGUACUUGAGAGAGCUUUGGCCUGUACAUCUCUUUGUUCUUGAGAUGAACAGCAUGCCAUGUGCUGCUUAUUAAUAAGCCUUCCCUAUCAUUCCUGCCCCAUAUCCCUUGUUUGCUUUUGUGACAACUGUUUUUUGAAGUUGGUAGUAACUCUUCUUGGAUUAUAUACUUACUAGCAUUUGAAUUAAUUUACAGAAUGGAAGGGAUCAGCAGAGAAGAGUGACAUUUAUAUUUGCAUUAUUGUUAUGUUUCCAUUUAGUUUCAUUGGCAGCUCGACUACAGGCUAACUAAGGUUUUUUAAAAAAAAUUGGAUUACAGUUUGUUUAGUUGAAUUCUAUCGUAAACUCUUCCUUCCUCUGUCCCAGAGAUAGGCCUUUUGGAAGUGAAGCACUGCUGAAAGAAGAGGCGUACAGUCGCUGCCUUCUCUUUGAUUUGGGAAAGCUGUCCUGGACAAUUCAGAACUAUUUGUAGAAUGCAACUAGAUGUCCUUACACACACUAUAUUCCGUAGAUACAUUGGAAUGUUGACCUGGUUUAUUGUACCUGUGUUUGGGACUCUUUGAGGGUUUUUUUAAAGCUUAUUUUGCAGCUGAUACAAAUCUUAUAUUAUGGAAUGGGGGGGGGGAGGAGGUAGAAUUGGAAAGGGUGGGAACUGGGGCUGGGGGACUAUUGUGGGCCUUUUUUAAAACUUCUCCCAUCUUGGUCAUUUUCGUAUCAUUUGUGGUCCAUAUUCAACAUUUUUUUGGUUGUUGGAAAAUGAUUAUAAAUUGAAACAGGGUCUAGUGCACAUAGUUUUUGCAUUUAAUGGAUUGCCUUACAGCAGAUUAGUGAAAUACAGUCUCCUAGUUUAGAUGCCUAGUGUUGUUUCUCAGAUCAUUAAAGGUUUUAGUGUCUACUGAAUUUGAUUGCCAAGGUGCAAGAUUAAGCAGUCCAUCUUUAUAUUUACAAAUUAAGAAAAUUCUACAUGUAUGUAUGGCAGUAAGGAUAUGGUGCUGGAAUCCCAUUUGGUAGGCUUUCUGUUUUUCAGUUACAUCUAGUGCUGCUAAUUGGAUGUUAUGCAAAGAAAAGUCUAAAAUUUACCUGUUCAACAUCCUUAAAAGAUGUAAAAAAUUGCUAAAUAAAGAGACACCCUCCCUUGGAGGUAUAUAUCUCAUAUAAUCACUAAUUUUAUCAACUGCAUUUCAGCUGCCAUGUGAAGAUUGCUGUUAUGAUUUCACCCUGAUAGAGAAUUAGCUUAGUUUAAUAGUACAUGUUUAACUUAAUUGGCUGUGAAUUAUGAGGGAGGUUAUAAUUCACUGGAGCUAACAUUUCUUGUUUUCUCUAAUAUAUAAUCAGUUUAUCCCUUUCUUGUUGAAAAUUGUAUUCUUAUGUGGACUCAGAGGUUGCUUCCUUCGUUGCAAGUCUUUCAAGCAUUUGCUGUAAUAACAUCUAGCUCACUUUCCCCUUUAUUAAUCUGGAAUGAAAAUUGCCACACUUUAUUUUAAAUUCAGACUUAAAUUAUUGUCUUUUGGAUAUUAUAAGAUAGCUGCCAUUUUUGCAGUUGUCUGAUAUUUUUAGCAAGCGAUAGAAGGAGGCUUAAUUUCAUUAAAACCUCAAGUAGUUGAAUUUUAUCUAAAAGACCAUGUUUAAAUCUGAAAUUAAUGUACCAUUGGUUUAAUAGUAUUGUGGCCAGGAAUAUCUGGGUUGCUGGAGAUUAUUUUAUUUAAAUCAUUUUCAGACACCAGUUCCUUGUUGUCUUUUGUUUUAUAAAACAGCAUCUGUAGUCUUAGUGAUAUAUUAUAGACUAUAUUUCUCCCCUCUGCAUUCUGGACAAAGAUUCUGCUUCCAUUUAAUGCAGCCUCUUUGUUCUGCCUGCAAAGAUUUGCAGUGCCUUGUAAUGGAUAAUCUUAGUAUCUUUUCAGAUUUUUACUGGAAAGUUGAAAAAAAAAAAGUUAUAGCCUUUUGAUGCUUGAAAAGUACAUUGCUGAUUUGCAGCAGUAAAAUCAUAUAUACCUUAAAAGAAAGUUUCAGUUUGAAGAACUUAGGCAAGAACAGUGUUAUUUUUUUAAAAGACAUACAUAUGAUUUGUGGGAAAAUCAGUGGUGCAUUUCCAUGAGCAGAAACAGUUUCCACUCACAGAGCAGUUGAGAGAUGAUUAUGCCUCUUCCUACAGCCCCAUCUGUGCCUUUAUAAUCUGCUCCAUAAGGAAGAGGGGGCAUAAAGUGAGCAGACAACUGAUCACAUGACACUUGCUUCCAUCUUUUAAUUUUUUCCCCGCUUUAAAGUCUUCAAAAUAAACUGUUUGUCAGCAAUUCAUUUUGACUUACUAGGAAAGCUUAAAAUGUUGUAUCCUAGUUUGCUGUUCUGUAACUUAAUGUUCAUAAAAAUGCAAGCUGCUAGGAAGUACCCGUGAUGGUCUUAAAGGCUGAUUUAUUUAUAUUAAGCAGCCCUGGCCCACUUAGCUCUCUCAGGCACACAAAUAUAUGAAUUGUGUUUCUGUUAUGGAAAUGUGGUGUAACACUGGUGCUUUUGGGCAAUCCUGAUUAUUGAGUAAACCAUAGAGUGUACUUCAGUGUUGGAGGGAAACCAGUGUAACAAUAGUAUCAGGGUUACAUUGCUGCUGGUUUUCUGUAGAGGACAGGGUCAGUUUAAAGUGCUGUGUAUUCAUUGAAUUUCUACCUUUCUUACUUCAUAAAAUAGCCUCUCCUUGCUGCUUCUCUCUUUGAUGGAAUUUUGAAACCAGGGUAUUCCCACUUGCAAAAAGCAAUUUUGAAGAGAAAAAUUGUACACCUCUUGCCUUGCCCCUGCUGUUUCUAAUUCAAUUCCCGAUUUUCAUGUAGAACUGGCGUAACCCAUAAUCUGAUGUAGUUUGUCUCAGUUGAGAAUUACAAUAUAUAUUGAUCCUUUAUUUAGAAAAAUGUAAACAUCACGAGCACAGACAUGAGGCUUUAUUUUACUAUGUUAAAAAAAACCCCUUCAUUUAUAACAAAACAGAAAACCCCGAAAAUACCUCAUUUAGGUCAAAUUAGAUUACAUAAAAAAAUUAAAAUCCUGCUUAAACUAUUUAAAGUAUGGAGCCUGGGACUUUUUAAUAUCAGGAAAGUGUACAACUGAACAACAGUAGGCUAGGGAAAAUAAACCUUAAUUUAUGUGGAUUAACUGUCAGAUUUACAUAGCCUCUUUCCUUCUUGGGUGGAAUUCAGAAAGAACUUGGUAUUGAAAUGAAGCAGCAAUUUGGCAUAAUACCCAUUUUGCAAACAAUGAGAACAGACCUGAUUCCUAUUUCCUAUAUGUGGGUAGCAAGGGUUGAGUGAAGGCAAUGCCUCUUAAGUAAAACCUAGAUACAUAUUUUGCAUUUAGUCUUUUCUUCCCUUUGCUUUAAUUAGAAUUCUCUGAAAGAAUCCAGAGUUUUACAGUUGACAGGAGAAGGCUUUCUUUGAAGCCUUGAGGAGUUGGCAAAUCCUUAUGUGGCUUAUCUUUCUACUGAUAAGAGAAGGAAAGUGAUAUUCAUGAAGUAACUUGUUUGACAGUUUGACGCCAAAUCUAUUCAAAACAGUACUAUGAAUCUGUGAUUUCAGUUUAAGCUGGAAUUGGAUGCUAAGUGGUUGUCGCUGAUAACAACAUCCAUACUUUCUCCUGCUUAUUAUUUUCAAAAGCCUUACCAAUAUAGAAGACGUGAUCUAACAUAAUUAUAGUGUUGAGUUCCUUCAUUUCAAGUGGAAAAGCAUAAUGAGAUUGUGUUACGCUGCGGGGGUGGGGAGAGAUUGGAGUGUCAUCCUUUUAUAAAGUUUACUUCCUGUCUUCGGUGGCCAGAGUUCAGAGAACGUGACAUGGCCAAUGUGUUAACCGUGAUGUGGAUAGUAAAUUACUCUGCCCCGAAAAGUUUCAAAAUGCUUUGAUUUCAAAAACUAUGCAAACCCAGGCAAUAUUAGUAUUACUACAUCUUUAGUUUUGGGGAAAAGAUGAGAUAUGUUGGAUUGCCCCUUUCUCUGAAGCUAUGUAAAGGCACCGACAAUGGAGGAAACAUACGUAGUUAUUAUGUUUAUAUAUUUUUGAGUCUCUGCAUUUAAUGUGGAACAUUUACUGCCCAGUUUUUCUUCUCUUCCCUGUUGCUUUUUCAUUGUUUCUCUCUUUGAAGCAUGCACCCUCUUUAAAAGAAAUCAAACUGUGAAUUUGGUUUUGGGGGACGUUUUGGAAGGCACUUUUCUGCUGUGAAGAUUGAGCCUGAGCUUUGUACGAUAUGAAUGGAAUGUAUAAUUUUAAUAACUUUGUGAAUUUUUAGUAGUGUUCAAACUGAAUUGUUUUCUUUGUUGAAAUUUCAUGUUUCUUACCUACCUCAUUUGUUAGUGCUGUUUAAAUCUAGGCUGUGGCAUAAACAAUGUGUUCUACUGUUUCUGUCUGUUUAAAUUGGAUACAGUGUUUUGACACAUGCUUUUUCCUUUCAACCCCCUCCCCCUCCCUUUUUUUGUAACUUGGCACAAGAGCUCAUUCUGUUUACUGUUUUAAGGAGGAUGUUUAAUGUUCACAAAGAUUUCACGUUUAUCCAUCAACUUGAGUAUAACAUGUCAGAUGAAUAAAAAGAACAGCUCCGUGCAUUUUUUUCUAGUUAUAUUCCAACCAGUUACAGUAACAUAGCAAGGGGUGUGACCAACUGCCUCAUCCGUCUUCCAUUACCCAAGGUACCACCAUCUAAAUGGGAAAAACAAGAUUUUCUUUAGAAAAGAAUUUCUCAUGUUGAUUGCUGGGAAGGAUUGUAGAUAAAUUUCUUAGGUAUUAGCUCUUAACUGAAGUUGAUGGAUCAAUGGGAAAGAGACAAUACAGGCUGUAGGUUUAGUCUAAAAAAUUCCACUACAAAUUCCUUUUAUCUUGCUUUCUGCUAAGAAUAUUGUAUUUUCUGUUUACAUUAGCCUUAGAUCCAAGUAAGAUUUAAUGCUAAAGACAUGGGUUGCUGUUCAAUCCUUGAUACAUCCUUAUUGUUACAAUUUGUGCUGACAUUAAAGACUCACAUAAGUAUGUGUGUAAGAGGGAGAAUACCAAACAUGGAUUCAUGUCUUCGCAAAGUGUAAAGUAUUAGAUGUGUUUCACUGGCAAAGUGACUUUACACAGUGAAUUUGGGAGACAAAACAUGAAACCACAUUCAGGCAAUAAAGUCAUAUGUUCCUUUUUAAUUCUCAGACUCAAAAACAUUACUAUAAAAAUUCUACUCAUGUUUCCAGACUACAUUUUCAAGUUAAACCAGUUGAUUUAAGUAUUAAUUUUCAGUUUAUGUCCAGUUGAACAUUUCACUUUCAAAACUGAUACAGCUAAAGGAUAGAAAGACAAACUUGCUUUAGGGGAUCAAACACAUUUUUAUUAUUUUUUCUUUAAAAAAAAGGAAUUGAGAUAAUUUUGAACAGCAUAAUUAACUCUCAGAAAAAAAUACCAUAUUACAUUUGUACAGCUGUUCCCAAUAUAUACAUUAUGAUUCUACUACUAGCUUCCUUAGAAUUAAACUGCAAUGAACAAGAGUCUUAGCCUAUGUUUUUAACUAACUUCUUUGUGCACAUACAAAUGUCUCCUUCAAGUUAAUGGAACUGAGCCAAUUUAAAUUAGCAGCGGUUAUGGCAUUUAGCAUGCUGGAAGAACACCAUCAUGCUUCUUAAUAGUUUUGUUCCUUCCAUUACAAUAAUUAUAUCAUUGGACACAUUGCCUAAGUUGUCCAUGUCAUUAUUUUCUUGAUUGCUAGAGUAAUAUUGUUUGGAAAGCCAAUUCUCACAGGAAUACAGAAAGUUCUAUAUAUUUUACAACAUGGCAGAUGGUUUUUCUGUAGUGGAAUGAUCCACAUACCAAAUACUAAGCAGCCUUCAGUAAUAGGCAAUGAAUUACCGUACAAAAUACUCUGUGGAAGUCUGAAUAUGUUGUUGCCUUUUAGACCUCCAGCAGAUUCCUUGAGGCUAUCUGUCAGCAUUUUAUAAGCUAUUUUUUUCUCUCUCAUUUCAAUUGACAAAAGAUGGUAAGUGCAGGAGGGCAGCCAGUGGGAAGAAAAAUAGUAUCUUUGAGAGUUGUAGAAAUGUACAUCCAUGUUCUGUUAUACAUGAAGUUACGUACACGAACAGCUGGAUAGUAGAGCAAACAGCUAUGACUCUUACUGUCUCUUGCUCCUAGUUGCUGAGGAGUUAAUUUACUUCCAGGUAUCAGCUUCUGUUCUACCUUUUAAAGCAUCCAAAGCAGGAUGAUGUUUGUGGCUCAUUGUUAUGGUUAAUUUAGGCCACACAGUAUCCACUUACUAGUUGGUUUGGUGGCCACAUUGGAGGUUCUGUGGUUCUAAAAAUUCUAAUACAGCAAAGGACUUCUCUAUUUUAAAAAAAGUAACCUAUUUGAAGAGAGCCUGUUUGUUCCCCCUCCCCCCCUUCUUUGCUGGAAAUAACUGAGGAGCAUGUGGGCUUAAUGUAUGGCAAUAUGAUCAGGUAUAUCCUGUGAAUAAAUGUCUCCUUAGAUUUACACAUAUUGGCAAUGUUUCACUUUCAGAAAUAGGAAUUUUCUUCUCUCUUAUGUGAAUUAUAUCUUAAUGUAACAUCAUAGGACUUAUUUUCAACCCAUCAACUUGGCAUUCAAGCUGAGAUGUUUCUGACUGAACAUAGAAUGUGGGUGACCUUUUCAUUAUAACAUGGAUAAGGCAUCCCAUUCAGGUUUUUUUUUAAAGAAAACAUAGCCCUAAAUCUUUAUGGUAGAAAACGAAUGUCUUUUAUCAGCAGUUGUUUCAUGUGUUUUUUUUAAUUAUUUUUGCAAGCUGUGAGUUGACUUCAUUUGUACACAACCAUUAACAAAUAUUUUUUUAAACUGUUACAAAGGAAAAUAAAGGCUGUGUUGGGAAAAAAAA
Molecule: messenger RNA, 16077 nt
Organism: Thamnophis sirtalis
Lineage: Eukaryota; Metazoa; Chordata; Lepidosauria; Squamata; Natricidae
Source: RefSeq, a predicted model, not a curated record